AUGCCGCGGCGGCAGCGGGCCCCGGCGGCGCGGCGGCGCUGGGCGCUGCUGCUCGGGCCGCUGGCGCUGCUCGCCGCCGCCCUGGCGCUGCGCGGCACCGCGCGCCCCGACCCCGCCGGCCGCUCCCGCCUCUACCGGGCGCUGGAGCUCCCCCCCAGCCGCAGCAUCAACUGCUCGGGGGUCGUCCGCGGGGACCACAAGGCCAUCGAAGAGGCGCAGCUCAACAACCUGGAAGUGAAGAAUAGAAGGGCUUCGCUGACGCCCGGCGAGUACCUGAACAUUACGAGGGACUGCAGAGCCUUCAAGGAGACCCGGCGCUACAUCGAGUUCCCGCUCAGCCAGGAGGAGGAGGAGUUCCCCAUCGCCUACUCCAUUAUCAUUCACCACAAAAUCGACAUGUUUGAGCGGCUCCUGCGAUCCAUCUACGCUCCCCAGAAUGUUUACUGUGUCCAUGUAGACAGCAAAUCCCCGGCCGCCUUCCAGAAGGCCGUGCGGGCCAUUGCUGCCUGCUUCCCCAACGUCUUCGUGGCCAGCCGCCUGGAAAGCGUGGUCUAUGCCACCUGGUCCCGGCUGCAGGCCGACCUCAACUGCAUGCAGGACCUCCUGCAGAGCCCCGUGCCAUGGCGCUACCUGAUCAACACCUGCGGCACCGACUUCCCCAUCAAGACCAACGCCGAGAUAGUCCGGGUGCUGCAGGUGCUGCAGGGCCACAACACCGUGGAGUCGGAGAGGCCCUCGGCCGCCAAGCAGCAGCGCUGGGAGUACCACCACGAGGUGGGCGAGACCAUCUCUCGCACUGCCCAGAAGAAACUGCCCCCGCCCCACAGCUACCCCAUGUUCACGGGCAGCGCGUACAACGCCGUCACACGGGACUUCGUGCAGUAUGUCUUCGAGAACCCCACAGCACGGAAGUUCCUCGAGUGGUCCAAGGACAGCUACAGCCCUGACGAGUACGUCUGGGCCACCCUGAACCGCAUGCCGGGCGUGCCGGGGGGCACUCCCCUCAGCGACAAGUUCCAGCUCUCGGACAUGAACGCCCUUCCCCGCCUGGUCAAGUGGGAGUACCUGGAGGGUGAUAUCACCAAGGGCGCGCCCUACCCGCCCUGCACCGGCCGCCACCAGCGCUCCAUCUGCAUCUACGGGGUGGGCGACGUGCCCUGGAUGCUGCAGCAGCACCAUCUCUUGGCCAACAAGUUCGACCCCGAGGUGGACGAUGCGGCCAUCCAGUGUCUGGAGGAGUACCUGCGCCACAAGGCCCUGUACGGCCGGGGGCUCUGA
Lonchura striata (white-rumped munia) is the source of this 1278-nucleotide messenger RNA. It is a transcript of the gene GCNT3, whose product is annotated as glucosaminyl (N-acetyl) transferase 3, mucin type. The record is from RefSeq and is a predicted model, not a curated record. Lineage: Eukaryota; Metazoa; Chordata; Aves; Passeriformes; Estrildidae. Gene Ontology annotation, molecular function: acetylglucosaminyltransferase activity. Gene Ontology annotation, cellular component: membrane.